Messenger RNA from Fusarium coffeatum, 1749 nucleotides. RefSeq lists its product as uncharacterized. The transcript has 6 exons. Gene Ontology annotation, biological process: siderophore transmembrane transport. NCBI's taxonomy places the organism in Eukaryota, Fungi, Ascomycota, Sordariomycetes, Hypocreales, Nectriaceae. The record is from RefSeq and is a predicted model, not a curated record. Gene Ontology annotation, molecular function: siderophore-iron transmembrane transporter activity. Bases 1 to 1749 code for a protein of 582 amino acids.
AUGGCGGCUGAUAACAGUUCAGAACAACGCAGCUCAGGCGAUGUUGAAGCUGCGCGCAAGGAAGCGACCUCGACACACGAGAAGCAUGUUCCCGACAAUACAGAUAUUCUCAGAGAGUCAUGGUCCAAGAAGGCCUUGAUUAUUGCUUUUACUGGUCUAUUUGCCACGGCAUUCAUCACCUCGUUCCUCAAAUAUGCCACCAAAGUUUACGAUGCGUACGCGACAUCAGCCUUCCAGAGACACUCAGCUCUCGCUACUGCGAAUGUAGUCUUUGGUCGCGCUGAGGGCCUUACCUUCUCGAUCCUCUUCCUUGUUAUCUCACAAAUCAUGUACGCAGCAUGCCAGAAUAUUGCGACCUACAUCGCUGGAGGCAUCUUCGAGUCAAUCGGCGACACCGGCUACGUAAUAAUGCAACAAGUCUUCAUCGCAGACACAACAAGCCUCAUUAACCGCGGUCUCUGGACUUCCCUCCCCGAAUCGAUCGCCUCGAUCCCAACACUUUAUCUCGGUUCGAUCGUCGCAGAUAGUGUUCUCAAGCACUCAACUUGGCGAUGGGGGUACGGAAUGUGGGCUGCCAUUCUUCCUUUCUGCGCUGCUCCUCUGAUCAUUACACUUUAUAUCCUACAAAGGAAGGCUCGAAAGGCUGGAUAUAGAAGAAAGGGCGCUUGGGAUGCUGCAGAUAAGACUACGUCCUUGAGGAAGCGUGUGGUUAACCUUGUCUGGGUGGACCUCGACAUCGCCGGUGCCAUAUUGCUCGUCGUUGGUCUUGGUUUGACUCUUAUUCCACUAUCACUUACUGGCGCUAAGAACAGCGACCGUUGGGAUCAAGGGGGCUACAUAGCCAUGCUCAUCAUCGGAGUCGUGGUGAUUGCUGGCUUCUUUGUUUGGGAUACAAAGUUUGCAAAGGUCCCCUUUGUUCCAUUCCGAAUGAUCAAAGAGCGAACGGUUGUGGCAGCCUGUGUCUUGUCUAUGCUUGACUUCUUUCACUACUCUUGCUUCACACUCUUCUUCCCUAGUUAUCUUCAGGUUGCUGGAGGCUUCAGCCCCGGUCACGCUACGCGCAUUGACAAUGCUCUCCGUGUGGCAUUCCAGAUUGCCUCCGUCCUCGUAGGUGUACUCAUGAAGUAUACUAAGCGCAGUCAAAUCUUCGUCUUCAUCGGUGUUCCUUUCUGCGUUCUUGGACAAGGCCUGAUGAUUUAUCUGGUAGACAUGAACGGGGACCACGCCAACGAAGCUUCUUUUAUCACCGCAAAGGCGCUUGUAGGAGUUGGUCGGGCGUUCUACCAAACAGCUGCCCAAGUCUCCAUCCAGGCUCUUGUUGCCAAGGAGGAUGUCCCUGUUGUCACGGGCGUUUACUACGCAGCAAUGAACUUUGGUGCUGCUGUCGGUACCAGUGUCGGCGGCGCAAUUUGGAACAACAUGCUCCCCAAGAAACUCACAACCUACCUUCCCGAAAGCGCCAAAGCCAAUGCCUUCAAGAUCUACAAGUCUAUCGUUGUCGCUCAGAAAUUCGCAAAAGGCACACCUGUUCGGGCGGCCAUUGACCAGUCGUACCGCGAGACGCAAAGGCUUCUUGCCAUCGCUGCGACAUGUGCGCUUGCGCCUAUGCUUGUCGUCAUGUUUGCCCUCAAAACAGUCGACUUGGCCAAGGUUGAUGAAGCAAAGAUUGAUGAGAAUAAGGCUGGUGGCAAGGUUGAGCCAGUCGUGGUGCGAGAGACUGUUCAAGAUGCUAAAACCGAGAAUCAUUAG